This is a messenger RNA of Condylura cristata (star-nosed mole), 467 nucleotides long. Its product is annotated as lysophosphatidylcholine acyltransferase 1-like. Gene Ontology annotation, molecular function: calcium ion binding. The annotation marks the transcript as partial. The record is from RefSeq and is a predicted model, not a curated record. Lineage: Eukaryota; Metazoa; Chordata; Mammalia; Eulipotyphla; Talpidae. The transcript has 2 exons.
GCUGAAGCCGGAGCGGCUUGAGGGGCAGCUGGACCAGCAGAGCGAGCGCGCCCGGCAGCGGGGCCCGGCCCGGCUCUCGCUGGCCGAGUUCGCGGCCCAGCUGGACCUGCCCGUGUCCGAGGCGCUGCGGGACCUGUUCUCCCUGUUUGACGAGCACGGGGAUGGCCGUGUGGACCUGCGGGAGUACGUAGUCGCCCUGUCCGUCGUCUGCCGGCCGUCGCGGCCCCUGGACACCAUCCGGCUGGCGUUCAAGGCAAGUCGGCUGCACCCGGCCUCCGGCCCGUCCUCUGCGCCGCCUAGUGGCGGGUCGGGCGCCAGCCUCGGGGCUGGGCUGCCCGAGGGCCCUGCACUGGGGUAGGCUGGACCGGCGCCCCCAGCGUGGACUCCUCCCAGGGGUGACCACUUGCCUGCCAGGCCCGAGAGCCCGCCGUCCCGCCAGCGCUGGUCUCUGAGCUGCACCCUCCGUG